Messenger RNA from Leptidea sinapis, 3233 nucleotides. RefSeq lists its product as uncharacterized. The transcript is spliced from 3 exons. Bases 206 to 2683 code for a protein of 825 amino acids. The record is from RefSeq and is a predicted model, not a curated record. NCBI's taxonomy places the organism in Eukaryota, Metazoa, Arthropoda, Insecta, Lepidoptera, Pieridae.
UAUGUGAACCAAUGUAAAUUGAAACGGUAUAGUAGUAACUAGUAAAGUAAACUUAAAAAGAAAGACUUUUUAAACAGUAUGAUCUAGUAGAUACACGUUUUCAACUCUCUACAUUAAUGUGGUUUCUUUGUUGUUGGCUCUACACCACCUUUGUAAGUGCACAGUUUAAAGUUGUGUUUGUCAUGUAUAGUUGACUGUUUCGAUCAUGCCGCCAAAACUUAGGGGAAAUAAAACUUCUAAAAAUAUUAAAGAAAACAUUGCGCCCGUUCCUAGCGAUAACAUUAAAACAAGAAAUAUUGGCAAGAAAAUAGAAAAUAAUUAUAAUAAAACUACAAGAAAAGCAUUAGCCGACAAAACUAAUUCAGCAUCAGAUGAUAAUGACACGAUACAUCCGAGUGCGAUUGAAUCCAAGGUUUCUACUACGAAAGAAGAGGUACCUAAAAGGCGUCGUGUGCGAAAGAUUCCAGCCCGUUAUGCCGGUAAUUCUGUAUUAACUAAUCUCUCCAAUAGUAAAGAAAUAUCAAUAAAGCAAAAGGUAACCCCAGUCAAAGUGACUGUAACUAAAAAGCCUUAUGAAAAAAAGAUAAAAGGUAAGAAAACUAUAAAUUGUAUUGAUAAUUCCCCAUUAAAAAACAAAUCAAAGGCAGUAGAAAACAGCAUAAUAAAAACUCGCCCAAAGAGAAUACAUCGUUUACCAUCAAAAUUAGAUAACAGUGUCUUGAGUCCUCUUAAAAGUAUUCAUCUUCAACCAGUACAAACAAGUACACCAAUUGCAAAUAAAGCACUAAAGACUUCAAAUAUUAAGCAUAUUCUGAAUUCAACUGAGAAAAGUAAGUCUCCAGCUAAGAAAGUAACUAAAAAAUUAAAAGAAAUCAGAAAACUUGAGUCACACUCUAAUAAUAAUGGUAAAAAACAACUUGAAAUUGAUAAGUGCUUUCGAAAGCAAGAGAACAUAAAUAAGAUAAGAUCUAAAAGGCUUCUUGAUGUAGAUUUCUCAUUUAAAGUGCUAGAUGAUGCAAAAAAAUCAUUGAAAAGAAGUUCAAAUAAUCCCGAUCCAUAUGAGUUCACAUUUGACCCAAAAGAAGAGCCACAAAAGAAGAAAAAGAAAAGAGUUGUUAAGAAAACCCAAUCAAAACCUAAAACUUAUGUCCCUAAAGGAAAUUAUGAAAAGAAUUUAGCAAAAGCAUUAGCAUCAUUAAAAAAUAAUAUCACAAAAACAACUCAGGAAUGUACACCUUUACAGAGCAUUAAAAAGAUGAAGUGUAAUAAAGAAAGUCAAUUAAAUAAAUUAGGUGGAGAUUUGACCAAAAGUGUCAAUGAAGGAAACUAUAACUCGGUAAGAAUUGAAGAUAUAGCAAUGGAUCUCCAAGAACCCGAUGAUACUCACAAUUUGAACUACUCUCCUGUAACUUCACCUCAUCAUACACCAAGAGAUCAAGACACUCAAAAGAGUCCAACAGACCCACCUACUAUCAAUAAAGAUCCAUUGAAACUUCAAGAUUUGAGUUUCUUUGAUGACCAGCCUAUAGCAAGCAGUAGUAUGAAUGUUUCUGCCCGUCAUCCUCUCGCCAGUCCUUGGCGAGUUGAAUUUGGUAGUUUACCAAUCAAAUGGCAAGUGAACACUUAUGUAAAACCGAACAUGACACCAGCAGUAGAAUCUUCAUUCAUUAAUCCUAAUGAUUCUAGGAAGAAAUAUGUCUAUACCAAUAUAAUUCCCCAGACAAAUGAACCAUUGCCAGAAAUUGCUAGUGAGCCACCAAAUCUUAAACAGACAAGUAUAAUAUCAUUUAUAAAAGAAGUUGUUGAAAAGAGUGCAAAGAAAAAACAGAAAUCAACACCAGUAAAAGAAAAUUCCAUAUUUGGUGAUAUAACAAACACAUCGAAUGUUACACCAAUCAAGAAUUCAUUGUCAAAAGAGAAUUCAGAUCUAGAAGAUGAGGGUAGCUUCCCGAAUGUAGGAAGUGUUGUGGAAACAGUCAAUUGUGAAAAUAGUAAGGAGAAUAAGCCUUCAAAAACUCCAAACAAAAAGGAAAGUAAAAGAAACACAUGUUUUGGUUUUGAUGAAAGUGAAGAUCAAGAUCAGGAAAAUAUUUCACCCAAUAAGAAAGACAAGAGAAUAAAAUCAUUGAGACCCAGGGCUAGAGCUGUCUUGCAAGAGAUUAAUGACAUGAAAGGACCAACUCGAGCAGUAAUACCAGUAACAUUAUCAAAAGUGUUAAAUGCUGACAAUUUAAACAAACAUGAGGGUCCUAAAUCUGGUACUGAGCCACCAGUUUUCCCUGCAAAUAUGUCUGGAGAAUCAAAUAUGGAGACCAACCUGUGUAGUUUGAAUGAUGACUCUCAAACAGUGCACUUAUUUGAAGACCUCGACUUGGUUCAUCUCUAUCAUCAACCACCCCAAAAAAGUUAUGGGAAACCCAAGAAAGUGAUAUUUCGACAAAAUUCAGCUUCCAGUAGUGACACACAAAAUGGUGCGGCUGAUGAGAAUGCCGCCUCAAGUGAUGAAGACAACUUAGAAGACCUAUCAUUUCAACUACCAACCAUCAAACCCAAGAAAAAUAUCAAGAAGAAGAAACCUAAAAAGCAACUUUCUAAAAAAGAGGAGAAAGCUGCGGAUGAGUGGGCUGCGGGUUUCAACUCAAUGUGUGAAGAUGUUGAAGAGUUUGAUCUGGUUGUGGAAUAAUUAUGGGACCCUCGUCAGGAACGAAGCUUCUCACGCCUUUUCUUCAACUCUUAAUGUAAAUUACUUAAUGUGGAUAUUUUAUAGUAAUUAUUAUGAUGGGCUACUCACGAUAUAUGAUUUAUUAAAUUGUAGCCGAUUUUUCGGUCCAACUUCAUGGAUUGUGGUCGUGAAAUACCGUCAAAUUAAUUAAAUAUAUUAUAUCGUGUGUAACCGUCAUAAUAAUCACUACAUGCAUAUUUUAUUGUAUAUUUUUAAUUUCUAUCAUCUUUUUUAUAAUCUAAAGAGUUUGAAACUUUAGGAAAAUAAUCUAUUACAAACAUUCGCGUUGUACAAAUAUUAUUUCGAAUUUAAAUAUAGUCUUACUAACUAUCAAUGAUAAUAAUUGUGAAUAAAAUAGGAACUAAAAUUGCAAUUCUUAAGAUACCUCACAAGAGUGUGUGACUUAUCUUCUCAUGAUAAGUCACACACCCUUGAAAAAAAAUAACUACUUUGGGCCCCGAUUUAUAAUUCAAUUACUUUUUCAUAAAACUGCGAUUCAUGUCGUACCAUA